Varroa destructor (honeybee mite) is the source of this 939-nucleotide messenger RNA. RefSeq lists its product as uncharacterized. The record is from RefSeq and is a predicted model, not a curated record. Lineage: Eukaryota; Metazoa; Arthropoda; Arachnida; Mesostigmata; Varroidae.
ACACAGACCUACCAUUACGUCAGCCUAAAUGACCGACUGACAACGAACUUGUCGUUACUUCGAAAUCGGCCAGACACAGCGGGCACACGGUAGCUAUAAUCACGAUACGAUGUUGCUAUAAAAUCUGUGCCGAAAGCGAAGGUGGUCCACAAAAAGAGAAACCGCUCGAUCUUUUAACAACGUCUAAUGUGCUAGUGUCUCCUCAACGGUCUCACGAUGAAGUCGUUCCUGAAUAGCUCUGCACUUCUCCUCCUAACCAGUUUAUUACUACUGUUGACUAUUAAGUUUGCAUCGGCAGCUGUGACGAAAGCCAGAUUGGAAAGUGUAGGACGUGAGGAUCCCAGUUCCACCGUGACGGGAAAAACCAGACCGAGCAAAAGUAGAAGUGGCGAGGAUUGGAACGUGAACGAACAUCCCCUCGACUUCAAUACAAUACACGACAGUGUGAGGGCAUCUAUACGAGAAAUCCAACAAAACCUAACAGCAAAAAAUAACGCAUCGCAAAGUCACUUAACUGAAUAUCGAUCUGCCACAAUCCAGGCUUGUCAGAUAAGUGUAUUCUACGACUGCGCUCACGUCUUCAUACGUCGGGAUGAACUUCAGUCAUAUUUUACAGUUAAGGCUUCAACCCUCUCUGAGUGCCAGUUCAAGUGGGCAGAAUGUACCUCGGAUAAAUUCAUGGACUGCCUCCGAAAAGGCAAAGGAUGCCAAAACGCAGCUACGAUGAGCUCGCCAACAACGAAAACGGCGGUCUACUAAAUAGAUUUCAACUGUGACUUCGCCCACAAAGUAUGCGCAAAUAAAGAAUAACCGAUGGACAAAAAAUCAUUUUCAAGGAACCAAUUUUGAUUAUGUUGCACGUAUUGAGUGAGCGAUUGGUUACGAAGAUUGUAUUAAAAUGAUGGAAAUUUGACUAAUAAAUGCUGCUUAAAUAUUUUC